UUGUGCCGUCCUUGGCUGGGUGGGGAAUGGUGUCGCCUAGCAGCCGCGCCGCUCUUGCCUGCACAGGAGCUGUUGGCGGGAUCCAGAGUCCGGGCGGAACCGCGGUGGGGAGCGGUCAGGCGUGGCAGCUGGGCUGACUUUGGUCCGUGCGGCAGAUCAGGGGCCUCUGCUGGUUGCCAGGCUCGGUUAGGUGGGUGGAUCUUGAAGGUAAAGCACAGUGAAAGAUUUCAAGAUGCCACCUAAUAUAAACUGGAAAGAAAUAAUAAAAGUUGACCCAGAUGACCUGCCUCGUCAAGAAGAAUUGGCAGAUAAUUUAUUGAUUUCCUUAUCCAAGGUGGAAAUAAGUGAGCUAAAAACUGAAAGUCAAGAAAAUGUGAUACACCUUUUCAGAAUUACUCAAUCACUAAUGAAGAUGAAAGCUCAAGAAGUAGAGCUAGCUUUGGAGGAAGUUGAAAAAGCUGGAGAAGAACAAGCAAAAUUUGAAAAUCAAUUAAAAACUAAAGUAAUGAAACUGGAAAAUGAACUGGAGAUGGCCCAGCAGUCUGCAGGUGGACGUGACACUCGGUUUUUACGUGAUGAAAUUCGCCAACUCGAAAAACAGUUGGAGCAAAAAGAUAGAGAAUUGGAGGACAUGGAAAAGGAAUUAGAGAAAGAGAAGAAGGUUAAUGAACAAUUGGCUCUUCGAAAUGAGGAAGCAGAAAAUGAAAACAGCAAAUUAAGAAGAGAGAAUGAGCAACUUCGUCAGGAUAUUAUUGACUAUCAGAAACAAAUAGAUUCACAAAAAGAAACACUUUUAUCAAGAAGAGGAGAAGACAGUGACUACCGAUCACAAUUGUCUAAAAAAAACUAUGAACUUGUCCAGUAUCUGGAUGAAAUUCAGACUUUAACAGAAGCUAAUGAAAAAAUUGAAGUUCAGAAUCAAGAAAUGAGAAAAAAUCUAGAAGAGUCUGUACAGGAGAUGGAAAAGAUGACUGAUGAGUAUAAUAGGAUGAAAGCUAUCGUCCAUCAAACAGAUAACAUAAUGGACCAAUUAAAAAAAGAAAAUGAUCAUUACCGGCUUCAAGUGCAGGAGCUUACAGAUCUUCUGAAAGCAAAAAAUGAAGAAGAUGAUCCAGUCAUGGCUGCUGUCAACGCAAAAGUAGAAGAAUGGAAGUUAAUUUUGUCUUCUAAAGAUGAUGAAAUUAUUGAAUAUCAGCAAAUGUUACAUAACCUGAGGGAGAAAUUGAAAAAUGCCCAGCUUGAUGCUGAUAAAAGUAAUGUUAUGGCUCUACAACAGGGUGUACAAGAACGAGAUAGUCAAAUUAAGAUGCUCACUGAGCAAGUAGAACAAUAUACAAAAGAAAUGGAAAAAAAUACUUUCAUUAUUGAAGAUUUGAAAAAUGAGCUUCAAAGAAACAAAGGCGCUUCAGCUCUUUCCCAGCAGACUCAUUAUAGGAAAAUUCAGUCUAAGGUUCAGAUGUUAGAAGAGAGAACUAAAGAGGCUGAGAGAGCAGCUGAACUGGCUGAGGCUGAUGCUAGGGAAAAGGAUAAAGAACUAGUUGAGACGCUAAAGCGAUUAAAAGAUUAUGAAUCGGGAAUAUAUGGUUUAGAAGAUGCUGUGAUUGAAAUAAAGAAUUGUAAAAACCAAAUUAAAAUAAGAGAUCGAGAGCUUGAAGUAUUGACAAAGGAAAUCAAUAAACUUGAGUUGAAGAUCAAUGAUUUCCUUGAUGAAAAUGAGGCUCUUAGGGAGCGUGUGGGCCUCGAACCGAAGACAAUGAUUGAUUUAACUGAAUUUAGAAAUAGUAAAAGCUUAAAACAGCAGCAGUACAGAGCUGAAAACCAGAUUCUUUUGAAAGAGAUUGAAAGUCUAGAGGAAGAACGACUGGAUCUGAAAAAAAAAAUUCGCCAGAUGGCUCAAGAAAGAGGAAAAAGAGCUGCCGCUUCAGGAUUAACUGUUGAGGACCUGACCCUAACCGAAAACUUUUCUCAAGAAAAUAGAAUAGGAGAAAGGAAAUUCGAUUUUGCAAGCCUCAAAAAUAUGAGUGAAGCUCCAUCGAAGAAUGAAUUUCUUUCAAGAGAACUAAUUGAAAAGGAAAGAGAUUUAGAAAGAGGUAGAACAAUAAUAACCAAAUUUCAGAAUAAAUUAAAAGAAUUAGCCGAAGAAAAUAAGCAGCUGGAAGAAGGUAUGAAAGAAAUAUUGCAAGCUAUUAAGGAAAUGCAAAAAGAUCCUGAUGUUAAAGGAGGAGAAACAUCUCUAAUCAUCCCUAGUCUUGAAAGACUAGUUAAUGCUAUAGAAUCAAAGAACGCAGAAGGAAUCUUUGAUGCUAAUCUGCAUUUGAAAGCCCAAGUUGACCAACUUACUGGAAGAAAUGAAGAAUUAAGGCAGGAGCUCAGGGAAUCUCGGAAGGAGGCGAUCAGUUAUUCUCAGCAGUUGGCAAAAGCAAAUUUAAAGGUAGAUCAUCUUGAAAAAGAGAUCAUUCUUUUACGGCAAUCAGAAGGAUCAAAUGUUGUUUUUAAAGGAGUGGACUUACCUGAUGGGAUAGCACCAUCUAGUGCCAAUAUUAUUAAUUCUCAAAAUGAAUAUUUAAUACAUAUCUUACAGGAACUAGAAUGUAAAGAAAAUAAAUUAAAGAUCUUAGAAGAUUCUCUUGAAGACUAUAACAGAAAAUUUGCAGUAAUUCGUCAUCAGCAAAGCUUAUUAUAUAAAGAAUAUCUAAGUGAAAAGGAGGCCUGGAAAAUAGAAUCUGAAACAGUAAAAGAGGAAAAGAAAAAACUAGAGGAUCAAAUCCAACAAGAUGCUAUAAAAGUAAAAGAAUAUAAUAAUUUGCUCAGUGCUCUUCAGAUGGAUUCAGAUGAAAUGAAAAAAACAAUUUCAGAAAAUAGUAGAAAAAUCACAGUCCUGCAAGUGAAUGAAAAGUCACUCAUAAGACAGUAUACUACUUUAGUAGAAAUGGAGCGACAGCUUAGGAAAGAAAAUGGGAAACAGAAGAAUGAAUUGAUAGCAAUGGAAGCUGAAGUUGGUGAAAAAAUUGGACGUUUGCAACGAUUUAAGGAGAUGGCCAUUUUCAAGAUCGCAGCUCUCCAAAAAGUUAUAGAUAAUAGUGUUUCUUUGUCUGAACUAGAAUUGGCCAAUAAACAAUACAAUGAGUUGACUGCAAAGUACAGGGAUAUCUUGCAAAAAGAUAAUAUGCUGGUUCAAAGAACAAAUAAAUUGGAACAUUUAGAGUGUGAAAAUGCAUCCCUAAAAGAACAAAUGGAGUCUAUAAAUAAAGAACUGGAGAUUACCAAGGAAAAGCUUUACACUAUCGAACAAGCCUGGGAGCAAGAAACUAAAGUAGGAAAUGAAUCGAACAUGGAUAAGGCAAAGAAAUCAAUAACCAACAGUGAAAUUCUUUCUAUUUCCAAAAAAAUCACUAUGCUGGAGAUGAAGGAAUUAAAUGAAAGGCAGCGGGCUGAACACUCUCAAAAAAUGUAUGAACAUGUCAGGACUUCAUUAAAGCAAAUGGAAGAACGUAAUUUUGAAUUGGAAACCAAAUUUGCUGAGCUUACCAAAAUCAAUUUGGAAGCACAGAAGGUGGAACAGAUGUUAAGAGAUGAAUUAGCUGAUAGUGUGAGCAAGACAGUAAGUGAUGCUGAUAGGCAACGGAUUCUAGAAUUAGAGAAGAGUGAAAUGGAACUAAAAGUUGAAGUGUCAAAACUGAGAGAGAUUUCUGAUAUUGCCAAAAGACAAGUUGAAAUUCUGAAUGCACAGCAGCAGUCCAGGGAAAAAGAAAUAGAGUCUGUCAGAAUGCAACUGUUAGACUAUCAGGCGCAAUCUGAUGAAAAGGCACUGAUUGCCAAGUUGCAUCAACACAUCGUCUCCCUUCAAAUUAGUGAGGCCACUGCUCUUGGUAGGUUGGAGUCAGUUACAUCUAAACUGCAGAAGACAGAGGCCUGUAAUUUGCGCUUAGAGCAGAAACUUGAUGAAAAAGAACAGGCUCUCUAUUACGCCCGUUUGGAAGGGAGAAACCGGGCAAAACAUCUGCGCCAAACAAUUCAGUCUCUACGACGACAGUUUAGUGGAGCUUUACCCUUGGCACAACAGGAAAAAUUCUCUAAAACAAUGAUUCAAUUACAAAAUGACAAACUGAAGAUAAUGCAAGAGAUGAAAAAAUCUCAACAAGAGCAGAGAAAUAUGGAGAACAAAACAAUGGAAAUGGAGUUAAAGUUAAAGGGCCUGGAAGAGUUAAUAAGCACUCUAAAGGAUGCCAGGGGAGCCCAAAAGGUAAUCAAUUGGCACAUGAAAAUAGAAGAACUUCGUCUUCAAGAGCUUAAACUAAAUCGAGAAUUAGUCAAGGAUAAAGAAGAAAUAAAAUAUUUGAAUAAUAUAAUUUCUGAAUAUGAGAAUACCAUCUGCAGUCUGGAGGAGGAAAUUGUGCAGCAAAACAAGUUUCAUGAAGAAAGGCAGAUGGCCUGGGACCAAAGAGAAGUUGAGCUGGAACGUCAAGUGGACAUUUUUGACCAUCAACAAAAUGAAAUACUAAAAGCAGCACAAAAGUUUGAAGAAGCUACAGGAUCAAUGCCAGACCCUAGUUUGCCCCUUCCAAAUCAACUUGAGAUUGCUUUAAGAAAAAUUAAGGAGAAUGUUCGAAUAAUCCUAGAAACACGGGCAACUUGUAAAUCACUAGAAGAGAAACUAAAAGAAAAAGAAUCUGCUCUACGGUUAGCAGAGCAAAAUAUUUUGUCAAGAGACCAAGUAAUCAAUGAGCUGAGACUUCGAUUGCCUGCCACUGCAGAACGUGAAAAGCUGAUAGCUGAACUAGGCAGAAGAGAGAUAGAGCCAAAGUCACAUCACACACUGAAAAUUGCUCAGCAGACCAUUGCAAAUAUGCAAGCAAGGUUGAAUCAAAAGGAAGAAGUGUUAAAGAAGUAUCAACAUCUCCUGGAAAAAGCCAGAGAGGAGCAAAGAGAAAUUGUUAAGAAACAUGAGGAAGACCUUCAUAUUCUUCAUCAUAAAUUAGAACUACAGUCUGAGAGUUCACUCAGUAAAUUCAAACAAACAGCUUGGGAUUUAAUAAAACAAUCCCCUACUCCAGUUCCAACCAACAAACAUUUUAUUCGUCUGGCUGAGAUGGAACAGACAGUAGCAGAACAAGAUGAUUCUCUCUCCUCACUUUUGAUCAAACUAAAAAAAGUAUCUCAAGAUUUAGAGAGACAAAAAGAAAUCACUGAAUUAAAAAUCAAAGAAUUUGAAAAUAUCAAGUUACGGCUCCAAGAAGACCAUGCGGAUGAAGUGAAAAAAGUGAAGGCAGAAGUAGAGGAUUUAAGGUGUCUUCUGGCCCACUCGCAAAAGGAGUCACAGAGUUUAAAAUCCGAACUUCAGGCUCAAAAAGAAGCAAAUUCAAGAGCUCCAACAACUACAAUGAGAAAUCUAGUGGAACGGCUAAAGAGCCAGUUAGCUUUGAAAGAGAAGCAACAAAAAGCACUUAGUCGAGCACUUUUGGAACUCCGGGCAGAAAUGACGGCAGCAGCAGAAGAACGUAUUAUUUCUGCAACAUCUCAGAAAGAGGCAAAUCUCAAUGUUCAACAAAUUAUUGAUCGACAUACUAAAGAGCUAAAGACACAAAUUGAGGAUUUAAGUGAAAAUCUUUUAAAAUUGAGAGAAGCUCUUAAAACAAGUAAAAACAAAGAAAACUCACUAACUGAUAAUUUGAAUGACUUAACCAAUGAACUGCAAAAGAAACAAAAAGCCUAUAAUAAAAUACUUAGAGAGAAAGAUGCAAUUGAUCAAGAGAAUGAUGAGCUGAAAAGGCAAAUUAAAAGACUAACCAGUGGAUUACAGGGGAAACAUCUAAUAGAUAAUAAACAAAGUUUAAUUGAAGAACUCCAAAAGAAAAUUAAAAAGCUAGAAAGCCAACUGGAAAGAAAGGUGGAUGAGGCAGAAAUAAAGCCUGUGAAAGAAAAGAGUGCUAAAGAAGAAUUAAUUAGGUGGGAAGAAGGUAAAAAAUGGCAAACCAAAAUAGAGGGAAUUAGAAACAAGUUGAAGGAAAAAGAGGGAGAAGUCUAUAUUCUAACAAAGCAGUUGACUACUUUGAAAGAUCUUUUUGCCAAAGCUGACAAAGAGAAACUUACCUUGCAGAGGAAACUAAAAACAACUGGCAUUACUGUUGAUCAAGUUAUGGGAGUGCGAGCUUUGGAGUCAGAAAAGGAGUUGGAAGAAUUGAAAAAAAGAAAUCUUGACUUAGAAAAUGACAUUUCAUAUAUGAGGACACGCCAAGCUCUCCCUAGAGAUUCUGUCAUUGAAGAUUUACGUUUACAAAAUAGAUACCUCCAAGAAAAACUUCAUGUUUUAGAAAAACAGUUUUCAAAGGAGGCAUAUUCUAGAACUUCAACUUCCGAGGUAGAGUCAGAUGAUCAUUGUCAAAGAGAACAAGAGCUUCAGAAGGAAAAUCUGAAGUUGUCAUCUGAAAAUAUUGAACUAAAAUUUCAGCUUGAACAAGCAAAUAAAGAUUUGCCAAGAUUAAAGAGUCAAGUAAGGGAUUUGAAGGAAAUGUGUGAAUUUCUUAAGAAAGGAAAAGCAGAAGUUGAGCGGAAACUUGGUCAUGUUAGAGGGUCUGGUAGAAGUGGAAAGACAAUCCCAGAACUAGAAAAAACCAUUGGUUUAAUGAAAAAAGUAGUUGAAAAAGUCCAAAGGGAAAAUGAACAGUUGAAGAAAGCAUCAGGAAUACUGACCAGUGAAAAAAUGGCUAAUAUUGAACUGGAAAAUGAAAAGUUGAAGGCUGAAUUAGAAAAACUUAAAGUUCAUCUUGGACGUCAGUUAAGCAUGCACUAUGAAUCCAAGACCAAAGGCACAGAGAAGAUUGUUGCUGAAAAUGAAAGGCUCCGUAAAGAACUUAAGAAAGAGACUGAAGCUGCAGAAAAAUUACGGAUAGCUAAGAAUAAUUUAGAGAUAUUAAAUGAGAAGAUGACAGUUCAACUAGAAGAGACUGGUAAGAGAUUACAGUUGGCAGAGAGUAGAGGCCCACAGCUUGAAGGUGCUGACAGCAAGAGCUGGAAAUCAAUUGUUGUCACAAGAAUGUACGAAACCAAGUUGAAAGAACUGGAGACUGAUAUUGCCAAAAAAACCCAAAGCCUUACUGAUCUUAAACAGCUUGUAAGACAAGCAACAGAGAGGGAACAGAAAGCUAAGAAAUACACGGAAGACCUUGAGCAACAGAUUGAGAUUCUCAAACAUGUUCCUGAAGGUGCUGAGACAGAGCAAAGCCUUCAGCGGGAGCUUCAAGUUCUAAGAUUAGCUAAUAGUCAGCUGGAAAAAGAAAAAGCAGAAUUAAUCCAUCAGUUAGAAGUUAACAAAGACCAGAGUGGAGCUGAAAGCACUGUAUCUGAUCCUGAUCAACUCAAGGAAAAGGUAAAGGAUUUAGAGACACAGCUCAAAACUUCAGAUUUAGAAAAGCAGCAUUUGAAGGAGGAAAUAAAAAAGCUGAAAAAAGAACUGGAAAACUUUGAUCCUUCAUUUUUUGAAGAAAUUGAAGAUCUCAAGUAUAAUUAUAAAGAAGAAGUGAAGAAGAAUAUUCUCUUAGAAGAGAAGUUAAAAAAACUUUCUGAACAAUGUGGAGUUGAGUUAACUAGUCCUAUUGCUGAUUCUGAACAGUUUGAAGAUGAAGAGGAAAGUCCUGCUGAUCUUCCCAUUUAUUAAACUACCUAUACCUGUAAUUUUAUUUAACUAUUUACUUUAUAAGUCAAAACUCCAUCUGGAAAUCACACAGAUUUCUGACCUAUAUGAUUUCCUUCUUCAUACCCUGUACCUUUAUUAAAUUGAAGUUUUAGUAAAUAAAGUUAUAUGAAAUUUUAAA
Lontra canadensis (Northern American river otter) is the source of this 7811-nucleotide messenger RNA. RefSeq names its product centrosomal protein 290 (gene CEP290). The record is from RefSeq and is a predicted model, not a curated record. Gene Ontology annotation, biological process: kidney development; camera-type eye development. The transcript has 53 exons. The coding region runs from base 233 to 7654 and encodes 2473 amino acids. NCBI's taxonomy places the organism in Eukaryota, Metazoa, Chordata, Mammalia, Carnivora, Mustelidae.